This is a messenger RNA of Gasterosteus aculeatus aculeatus (three-spined stickleback), 1747 nucleotides long. It is a transcript of the gene ikbip, whose product is annotated as IKBKB interacting protein. Lineage: Eukaryota; Metazoa; Chordata; Actinopteri; Perciformes; Gasterosteidae. The record is from RefSeq and is a predicted model, not a curated record.
UUAAUUCCUCUUUCAACGUCACGUCAGCGUCACGUACAAUGCGCCAGUGUGCUAAAAUGCCUACUGAGUUAAAGCAGCGGAAAAAGUCCCCAAAACAAAGCAACGAAGGUAAUGAAACAUCGGCUGCGAACGGCGAGGAUGAAACUCCGAAAGCCGAGCCGGGAAUCCUCGCAGGAGAGAAUAAAGCGUCUUCCGGUUGGGACAUUUUGAGUUUAAUGUGCGUUUUGUCGCUCGCUGCAUGCGCAGCUCUCAGUUGGCUGGUGCUGCAGCAGAAUGAGAGGUUUUCCGAGAUUGAGGAAAAGUAUAAGUCGUUAAACGGAAAGACUUCCAGCCUGUUCGCCAUGGAGGAGGACGUCUUAAAGGUUUCCAAGAAGUGUGCGAGCGUCCAGCAGAUGCUGGAGGACCUCGGGGGUCAGCGGGGGGCUCUGCGGCCUCGGCUGGAGGCUUUGGAGCAGGACGUGAGCCGGCUGAAGGACUGGGCCUCCGGGUUGGGCGAGAAACGAGCUCAGCUGCGGAGCAGCCAGGCGUCGCUGAGAGACGCCGUGGGACGGAUCGAAGAGCGCACCUCGGCCAUCGCCACAGACUUUGCCAACAAGGUGGCGUCAGUGAGGACAGACGUGCGCAGGAUGGAAGGCCUGCGCUCCGAGCUGGAGUCUCUGCUGACUCAGGUGGCGCAGCUCGAAGGCAAGGCCGCGCAGGUGGAGCACGGCAUGGUCAAGCGCAUCGGGGACGUCCUGACCGACAGCGUCGACCGGGUCUCCAAACUCCGCGCCGCCAGCGAACGCAACACGAAGGCCAUCGACGAGCUCCGCGCCGCGCGCGUCCCCGAGCUCGCCGCCGCGCACGCACGGCUCUCCGAGCGCCUGGCCGAGCUGGAGAGCGCCAGAGCGCGCGUGGUCCGAACGGCGACUUUCGCCAGCGACCUCAAACCCAAAGUCGCCGCCAUAAGGCGGGACUUCGGGGCCUUCGAGCCCCAGCUGUCGGACCUGACUCUGCGCAUUGGGAGGCUCGCGGAGGAGCUCAUGCAGAGGGAGCGCGAGGUCGCCGAGCUGCGGGAGACUCUGGCGAACCUCACGGCGGUGGAGGGAGACUUGGACGCGACGUCCCGACGCGUCAGCGCAAUGGCUGAUGUGUCCGUGGGAUGAUGGAGAGAUGGAUGGAUGGAUGCACCUUGACGUCCUCGAAGGGUCUUCUCCGCGGCUACGCGUGGUCAGCUGCUGUUUGGAGGUCGUGCAUCUGAAUGAACUUGGCCGUCACGGGUUCGAGUCCAGUCUUGGGAGUUUUUUUUUUUUAUUUUAUUUUUUUUGUACAACGCCAAUAAAAGAAAAGCGUGAUGUCCUCUCCUUGUGCCCCUGGGGACAAUUCUAAUAAUAACCCUUGGAGUGGUCGUUUUUACAUUACAGUGUUUUACCGUUAACUUUUAGACAAAACUAUGUCUAAAAAGCAGCUUCUUGCAGCCCCUGUUCAACUAACAUGUCCUAAAGGGUUCAUCAGUGUCCGAAUGCCUUCAGAGAGUCACAGCUGCAGCCUGAGGGCUUCCAACAAGGAAGCACAUUUCUGCAGAACACCUGGACGAGAGUCAAAACGUAAACCUGAGAAGGGAAAAUUACAUGUUGUGUCCAACUGCUGUUUAAGGAGGAAAGAGCUCAGCGUUUGCUAUUCAGUCUGUGUUUUUAAUGUGUUACACUUUAUUGUAAAUGACGUGGAUCUAUGUGAGAAGUCAAUAAAUGGAUUAUUACACUACUGA